Trichogramma pretiosum is the source of this 952-nucleotide messenger RNA. RefSeq lists its product as uncharacterized. Lineage: Eukaryota; Metazoa; Arthropoda; Insecta; Hymenoptera; Trichogrammatidae. The transcript is spliced from 2 exons. The record is from RefSeq and is a predicted model, not a curated record. The coding region runs from base 449 to 769 and encodes 106 amino acids.
GGAGAGCAUCUCAAGAAGAGCUCGAAAAUCGAGCUACUUGUUGCAUAAGUUUGAGAUAAUUUAUACACCAACUCGCGCGCAGUCCAGCCAUUUAAAAUACAUACAAGAUCGAUCUCUGCAUCAUCGGUAACCCAAAUAUUAUGUGUGUAGCGUGUAUCGGAUAAGAUGCGCCGCGACGAGCAUAAUAAUAUUAUUGCGACUCGUUUCUUUCGGGGAGCGUAAGAAAGGAAAAAACAAGAGAAAAAAACGAGGAAAAAGAAGGAAGGAGAAAGAAGCGCGUCCACCUCCUUGGACCAGAGCGUCCGAAAUUCUUCCCGAGGGGCUCACUACUUUCUAUAUAAGAGCCACCUUCGCGGCGGACGCAUGUCUAGUAGUCUCGCGGCCGCAGAGAUAAGCUGCACUCUCAUCCAACAAAGAAUAAAGAAGCGAGAAUAACACUUCAAGAGUCAUGAAGAGCAUUGCGAUACUUUUGCUGCUGGGCUUGCUAGCCUGUGGUGCCAUGGCGUUUCCCCAAAAGGACGGGGCGCGCUUCACUAACGAGGCCAUACGCCAGGCCCAGUCGACCUAUCUGAUUCCGCGCGACGCCCAGAUCCAGAACGUCCAGGAGGGCAUCGAGUUGGCUGCCUACGAGUCUAUACCCGGCAGCCAGAGGAUUAAUCUUUUCGAGAUCUUGGGCGAGCACGUCCCAGCCGAGGUCGUCAAUAAUUUGCAGUCGCAGAUCGACCAAAUUGGCAAAAAUAAGAAGAAGCGAUCCAUUGCUCGCGAUUAAUACAAUCACGUACAUGUAUUAUUAUAAAUAUGUAUAAUUAGCUGAAUAGUAUAAAUGAAUGACUUUAUGGAUUUAUAUGAUUUACCACGUGCGAGCUACUACUGUCAUAUGUCAUUGUUACCUGGAGUAGCAUCUUUUUUCAACAAUAUUAAUUGUGAAUAAACUUUUAUUUUGUCGUAAAAA